Molecule: messenger RNA, 751 nt
Organism: Mytilinidion resinicola
Lineage: Eukaryota; Fungi; Ascomycota; Dothideomycetes; Mytilinidiales; Mytilinidiaceae
Exons: 1
Coding region: 1-423 (140 amino acids)
Source: RefSeq, a predicted model, not a curated record
AUGCCAGCCAAAGAAACACGCGAAAUAACGUAUGGGAGUUACAGACACCUCGUCGUGAAAUUCUCCCAACGGAACUUCCGCUAUGACAGCGACAGGGCUGAUGACUUCUCCGGCAUUACAAACAGUCUUACCGAGCUGCGAGGAGAGGAGUUCAUCUUCGGCAUGCCAAGAUUAAUAUUUGAAAUGUCUCUCUCGUGGGUCGGCUACUCAGACAGACGGUCUACACGGUGCUCAAUUCCGGGCAGCAAUACGCCUGUUGAACUUCCAAACUGGUCAUGGGCUAGAUCUGCUCUGUUCAAAGUCUCAUCAGAAAGGAAACCCCGAAGUCACUACGUACUCGCUGACCAACCCGAAAGCCCCGAAAAGUUUGCGAAGCGCAUGAUCCCUCUUAUGCACGAAAUGGAGACGGUGGAUCCACUGUGAAGAGCCCGUGGCGAACAGAGGAAAAGGUGAACGUAAGCUAAGAGGACAUUGACUGUCAUUUCCCAAAUCUUGCGCUGUCUCCAUAUAGGGCGCUGGAUUACGUCUUGUCCUUUUGGGUUUUAUCUUCCACUCGAUUCCAGACAGGGCUAGCUCGGCGUAAAAGGCCACCACGGCUUGGCCUUCCUCAAUCAUCUUUUAUGAGCGUAUGCCGGAGUCCCAUUCCAAGUGAGCGGCAAAUGGUGGCACAGUCAAGCCGUCCUCUUCAACAAUUUCGCGUACAUGGUCGUGGGCAGAAAAAACAAGAGCUUGUCGGUCAUGCAUAUUGGGG